This is a messenger RNA of Stomoxys calcitrans (stable fly), 1855 nucleotides long. It is a transcript of the gene aln, whose product is annotated as divergent protein kinase domain 1C. Lineage: Eukaryota; Metazoa; Arthropoda; Insecta; Diptera; Muscidae. Bases 325 to 1533 code for a protein of 402 amino acids. The record is from RefSeq and is a predicted model, not a curated record. The transcript has 6 exons.
CAUAACAUCGUAGGCAAAGGAAAUGAUGAAAAACAAUGCUCCCGUAAUGCACGAGGAAAAGCACGGUAUCAAAACAUAAACACCAACAAGGAAGCAAAAAAAAAACUAUUUUGGACCAAACGCGGACAAAAGGACAUAAAGGACAAUUAGAAUAUACAUAAAAUGUGAGAAGAAUGUGAGGCAGCAAGCAGAGUGCUGUUUGGUCAAAGCAGGCAAGGAUAAUCAAAUUCGAAUCCCGCAGGAUAAAUAGUAUAAACCAAAACAAAAGCUAAACCAAACAAACAUUGAGGAGAGGCUGAACAUUACGAAUUAAAUACCACCAAAAUGUUAAACGCCUUCAAGCGAAGAUUUCGCACCAUUUUGCAGCGUUUCCUACUCCUGGCCAUAUUGGGUGCGAUUUUUAUGCUGGUUGUGUCGUACAUGAAUUUGGAAUUUUGCUAUAAAAUUAUGUCACAAAAUAGUCUGACAUAUAUGUGUAAAAAAUACAAGAAUUAUGAAUACAGUGGCUCACUGUGCGAGGAGUUGUGUGCAAAUGAGCAAUCCUUUAAGUCCUUCAAGUGUCCUCAGGCUGAUAUGGGCACCAUUAUGUUUACAGCAGAGAAGAAUGGUGAUGUCUAUGCCGUGAAGUUGGCCCGUCACAUUAAGGAUGAUUUGAGUUGGAUCAACAGUCAGGGCAUUCAAGUCUAUCCUAAGAUUGAGAAUUUUCAUCAUAUUGUUAAAAUGCAUAUAACCCUCACCUACAAUGUGACAUUGGAUGAUAAUAUGAUAAAGGCUUUGGUCAACCAGGAGAUUGACAAAAAUAAUCCCCAUCAAAUGCUUAAUUUUUGGAGACUCUUCAAGGACAACAAUUACAUGAUGAGCAAGCUGUACGAUGAAGAUAGUCUCUUUCCAACAGUAUUAGGUUCAUGUGGACCCUAUUAUGCCACCGAAAAUUUGAAUAUUUUAAAAACUGAGCAGAGUUUAUUACAGUAUAUAUCAUCCGAUUGGCAAAAACGUCUAAAGUAUGCUUUAAGCCUUAUGGAGUUUGUUUUCAAGAUGGAUGAAAUGAAACCGGAGCCAUUGAGAAUGUGCAAAAUGAAAAUAAGCAAUUUUGGAGUAACUGGUGAUAAGAGAAUCAAAUACGAAAACGCCGAACAUGUCUAUGUGGAAACUAAAAUCGACAAACGCCUCUCGGAUGGCUCAGCCUGUGAGGACGAUAGCGACUGUAACUUCCACUACUGCAUGGGCAAAUGUGAUGCCAAGACAUUGACCUGCAAUGGUCUACAACAAAAUAAUAAUUUACAAAUAUUUUGUGAUAAAAUUCUCAAAGGCGGUGGCCUUUUUCCAGGCCUAUUGGCCUCUGCCAAAACUCCCAAGAAUCUCAUGAAGAUGGUUAAAAAUUGCAUAGAUCCUUCAAAGUUUAGCAAUUUGCAUGUGCCCGAUAGACCGUAUGCUCCGAAUACGGAAUUGGCCCUGCGACUAUACAAUGAAAUGAAACGUUUGCACAAAGUGGAACCGCCCAAGGAAACAAUGGCUGUGGUAGGAGCCAAUUAAAUUGAAUCGCUCGUGAAAGUGAUAAACUAUGGAUGUCUGGAUGAUUGAGAGCGAGAGAGAGAGCAUGAACGAACAAUACAAUAAUGUGAAUUCCUUUAUGGAGAAUAGGACUUAAAGUCCUUUCUCUUUCAGAUAGAAGCAAGCAAAACAUUGUCUAAGUACUUUAUCAAAUACUUUAUAAUCGUAAGAAUACAUGAUAAACCCUCCUUAACAUUUUAAUUAGGUUAGAGUAGUGCAACUAAAAGUCUAAACUUAAUGUUCACCUUUUUUUAACGUCUUCGAAAAAAGAAAAAGAAAUAAAGACAGACAAUUAUUAUAGGAA